Myxocyprinus asiaticus (Chinese sucker) is the source of this 3465-nucleotide messenger RNA. RefSeq names its product palmitoyltransferase ZDHHC1-like. The record is from RefSeq and is a predicted model, not a curated record. Lineage: Eukaryota; Metazoa; Chordata; Actinopteri; Cypriniformes; Catostomidae. The transcript is spliced from 11 exons. The coding region runs from base 535 to 2415 and encodes 626 amino acids. Gene Ontology annotation, cellular component: Golgi apparatus; endoplasmic reticulum. Gene Ontology annotation, biological process: protein targeting to membrane; peptidyl-L-cysteine S-palmitoylation. Gene Ontology annotation, molecular function: protein-cysteine S-palmitoyltransferase activity.
GUAGCUGCGUCGGUCAACUAUUGUUUAUACAAAUUGUCACCAAACGCCAAAAAGGUGGAUGCGAUGCAGUUGUCUCUGUAUCGUAAUACCUUUAUUGGUUGCUAUCUUAAUAGUCAUUUAAGCGCUUUUGAUAUUGAACGACUGAGGGUCAGAUAUAGAUGUGAUUUGUUUGCAGAAUAAUUAGUUAACGGUACAGUCAUUCAGCCGUGCUCUCACGACACCGGAUAACUCAGCGACAACUGCUUUCGGUCAGUGUCUUUUAUUGGUUAGAUGCACAAUAGCAGGGUGGUUAACUACCAUAUCUAGACGAGAUUAGUUUACCCACUGCUGAGAGCGUGUAUGGGCUACUGUGCCGCCUACUCCGCUCUCAGUCUACAGCCAGUGAAAAAUGUGUUUUUAUUAUUAUUAUUGGAUUUAAAUGAGUACGAAUAGAGCUAGCCGCCACACAGAGGUGUUUUGUUGGUGCUAAGGAUGAGUAAGGCUGAAUGAUGUGUUGGGUUAGUUGCGGUCUUCCCGGGAAAGAGAGGGGAGUGCAUGAAAUGCUGGCUGAUUGAGGACAGAGAUGUUGUGGAACAGUCCAAAGCUCUGUCAUCACUAACUGAGCUGGCAGGAGUGGCAGCAGAAGGCCUGCCUCUCAUGGAUGUCUGCAGUAAGAACUCAAAUCGCACAGCCCCGGUGGGCGAGAGGGGACCCAGGCGAGCCGAUGUUCCCCUGUGCUCUCGGACCAAUGGUUGGAGCUGGCCUCCACACCCCUUCCAACUGCUGGCCUGGCUGUUUUACCUGUAUUUCGCUGUCAUUGGUUUUGGUGUGUUUGUGCCUCUGCUCCCCACACACUGGAUCCCAGCCGGAUAUAUUUGUACAGGGAUAACGUUUGUCUGUCACCUGUUCAUGCAUCUGAUGGCGGUCUCCAUCGACCCUGCAGAUUAUAAUGUCAGAGCUAAGAGUUAUAGGGGACCCAUGCCGGUUUUUGACCACACCAAACAUGCACACGUCAUCGAGAACUGUCACUGCUACCUCUGUGAAGUUGAUGUAGGCCCAAAAUCAAAACACUGUAGUGCGUGUAAUAAGUGUGUGGCAAGCUUUGACCACCACUGUAGAUGGCUAAACAAUUGUGUGGGCAGCAGAAACUACUGGCUUUUUCUCAAUAGUGUGAUUUCUGCUCUGCUGGGAAUUGUUUUGGUUGUAGUUAUUGCCAGUUAUGUUUUUAUAGAGUUCUUUUUGGACCCAACAAAACUCCGAUCUGACAAGCAUUUUCUACAGGUGAAGAAUGAGUCUGUAGUGUGGUUUGUAUUUCUGCCGGUGGCUCCAGUCACCACUGCAGGUCCUGCCAUUCCUGCUCUGGCAGGUGUCACCAUUGCUCUGGGCCUACUGUCUGCACUUUUGCUGGGCCACUUACUUUGCUUCCACAUAUACCUCAUGUGGAACAGACUUAGUACAUAUGAGUAUAUUGUGCGGCAGCGACAUCGGCAAGAGGCUAAAGAUUCCAGAAUGGCCCCUCCAGAGAAUGAAUCUGCCAUUCCAAAGAUGAAUCUUAUCAAGCAGCAAGUCAGUUAUACUGGAACGCUCGGCUACACUAACCCUGAGAUGGAGGUAGAGGAUCCAACUGCCAUGAGCUCCCAAGAAGGAUCAGUGCGUUAUGGUAACGGCCGAGUCAAAGGUCCAUCCGAGCAAAUAGGUGAAGAAGACCUCCUCCCUGCUGUCUCAACAGAGCGCAAAGCAUCACCUCGCCCUCACAAACGCACGCAGAAAAAAAAGAAGAAAGUGCGCAAACUUGCAUCUGAGAUAAGCAGUGACAGGUCCACUGACACCAGCACCACCAGAGGCAUGCCAAGGACUUCUGCUGAGCAGGAGUCCUCUGUAGCUGCCGCCACUGUGUCCUCCUCUCUUGGUCAACGCUUACCCUUCCCAGCAUUUCCCCUACGGGCCUCCCUUCUUCCUCUUGCGCUUGUACAGGCUGCUGGCCCCCCUGCUGAAUAUCAUUCUGACUCUGCAGAAUCUCUGGAGGAAAUCCCCGUAGCAAUGGCACGCCUUGGUAGUGCCGCCCUGGCAGGGGCUUCGACCCCCAUCUGCACUACUACUACUGCUACUGCUGCUGAUGCUGAUGCUGCUUCUGCCACCCAUUCCUCUUCUCUCCAGUGUGCUUUGCCUCCCUCAGCAGCUGGACAGCCGCUACCCUCCCCUCUGCCCAGGACCAAGAGGAAAGCAUCAGCUCGUAAAUCUUCAGAGCAGAGGUUUGAGAUUGUGUCCCAUAAUCUAACUAUGUUUGUGAGUCGAGAGAGCGGGGAGCCUGCCAUGCCCCGAGAAGGCAUUUGCUCUGAGGAAAGUUCACACUUAGCAAAACGCAAACAGACAAAUAAAAAGAGAAGUGUGGAGGAUCCUAAGCCCAGCUUAAGAGGAGGAACCCCACUGGCAUAGCAAAUACUACACACUAUAGAGACACAACACUCCUAGUUGAGUUGUUUUGAAAACAAGAGGAUCGGAUAAAGACUAAUCUGAUCUAUCUGAUCUUUUGCUGGUUUAAACCACGAAUGCUUGUUGUCAUCAGUCAAUGACGUUUGGUCUAAACUCAUAUUGCAGAAAGCUGCAAAUAGACACAUUUGACAGAAGUCUGAUCUCAGAUCAGAAUCAUAUAUAAAAAUAUUCAUGAGGUUGUGUAAUGUGAAAGCUGAUGUUAGAUCCUGCGCCUUGGACUUUGACACACAAUCCCUCAAUAAACUUUUGAGGAAUCCUAUCAACUAUGUUCAUUACAAACUGACUUAGCUUUUCAGAAAUUCCAGUACAUUUCACUACAAUUUCACUGUAGCAUUGCAAAAAUAUGUUUUAAUACGUAAUGAAAUGCAGAUGUCUGUAUUUAUUUAUAUAUGUUAAAUGCCAAAGUUAAUUUAUGAUGCAUAGGUUUUCUAAGCUUAAACAUGCUAUUUGACCAAUGUUUUUCUUUUUCCAUUUGUUUUUUGUUUUUUGUUUUUUUGUUUUUUUUUUGGUCAGUAUUUGUACAUUAUUCCAAAAGUUACCUUAUUUUUUUAAACUAUUAUUAUUGUUAUAAUUAUCAGUCUUGUAUUUAUUUAUUGUUGUUUUUAUAAGCUUUUAUUUGUCUGGUUGUUUGAAUCAAAUCCACAUGUGUUUGUGUGAACUUGACUCUUCAGUAUGUACUACAGAGUGUACUUGUGGUAAUAUUUUAACCUAAUGUCACUUAUGUUUUCAGUUAUUUUACUAUUUUGAAACUGCUAGCUGUGAGACAGUGGUGGCCUGAGAGGGAAGCAAUAAAAAAUAUGUUUUUUAUGCUUUUUGUUUUUUGUUUUUUCUAAUUAUUAUCCACCAAUUACUUUUUAACUACAUUUUCUUCUCAGUCACCAAUGAGCAAGGUUUCAAUGGCUCUCUGUUUUUAUUUAAGCAUUUAAAUAUUAUAUGAAAACUGAAGAAUGAGUGAUGUAUUUUUGUAAAAUUUUAAUAAAUGUUUGCACUACA